AUGCCAACUAGUAGCGCACAACCAUCGCGACCCCUUGCUGCUCAUGAGAAGCAUUUCUUGUCCCGUAGUCGAAAAGGACUACCUACCAUCGUCGCGCUGGGUACUGCAUACUGUUCCUCUACACAGGCACCGACGAGAGCAUUCUUAGCUGGUCGUAUUGGAGAGCUUCAAGCUCACUUCCCUACGCUGUAUGCCCAGUUCGGCUAUGGACGAGGGGACAUGGUAGCGACCAGGGAGGAGGGACCUUGGUCAGCUACAAUGAUCAUCCAAGACGAUCAGUACUCGGCCGACAGCGAUACUGAAGGAGAUGUGUUUACAAAGCUCCUCUUGGACGAAGGCAACCGCAUGAGCCGAAACGUUUCUUCUCGAGACGAUGGUCCUCUCUGGCGAGUUGGCGUCCACACCCACCCUUUGCGCCCCCGGGUGUAUAUCACCCUUACUCUGGACCACGUUCUCGCCGAUGGUCAUGGGGUUCUCAAUCUCCUCCAAGCCCUCCUUGCGCCCUCUAUAGCAGAUCUUCCUUAUGAGCGUGUGGAGGACAUUCCCAGCAUUGAGGACACCGUCGACGUUGCCCCUCCAGCCGCAGCUGACCGUCAGGGUGAACCGCCGAGCCCAUAUAUCUGGCCGAGUGUUCCACCCAAGAUCAUGUUAUCGCAGGCUACUCCGUCAGCAUCCAUCUUUUCACUUUCCGUGGAAGACCUGUCGCUAUUGAAGGCGGCCGCCAAAGCCCACGGUGUACCCACCCUACAUCCUGUACUCAAGACAAUCUAUUCGUUCGCACUCUGGUCGGUCUAUCGGCUGGACUCCCCUUCUCUCCGCCUCGCCUCAUCGACCCCUCGGUCUGAGCGAAACCUCGCUCUGGGCCACGCAUAUUGUACGGGCAACUAUGUCUGCGCGCACAAGUUUGACAUUAGCAUCUAUGAAGGCCAAAACUUCUGGUAUGUCGCCAGGCGAGUACUGGAGCAGAUUGCCGAUCCGGUCGACUUGGCUCGCGCUCGGGCUGCCAGCGGUCCUCAGCCACCACCCCAGCCCAAGCCUUUGGGUAUACCUGCGCCUUUCACGCAAUCAUUCUCCUUUUCCAACCUCGGCCUUUCCAGUCUCCCUUCAGGUGCCGACGACAUGUCUUGGCUGGUGGUUCCCACAGAGAACGGUAAAGGUCCGCUGUCAGUCAUGGUCAUUGGGUUUGAACGGGGUUUGCGAGUGUGUACGACGUGGAGGGACGGAGGGGCGGUAGAGAUCAAAGAGGUGAAGGAGGUGGAGAGGAUAUUCAUGAGGGUGGUGAGGCGGCUGAUAGAAGGAAAGGACCUAGCAGACGAGCUGAUUGAAUGA
Messenger RNA from Cryptococcus amylolentus CBS 6039, 1329 nucleotides. RefSeq lists its product as hypothetical. NCBI's taxonomy places the organism in Eukaryota, Fungi, Basidiomycota, Tremellomycetes, Tremellales, Cryptococcaceae. The transcript has 2 exons. The record is from RefSeq and is a predicted model, not a curated record. Bases 1 to 1329 code for a protein of 442 amino acids.